Molecule: messenger RNA, 2503 nt
Organism: Diatraea saccharalis (sugarcane borer)
Lineage: Eukaryota; Metazoa; Arthropoda; Insecta; Lepidoptera; Crambidae
Source: the annotation of a GenBank genome assembly
ACUCACAUCUGUCAUUUUUUGUAGCUGUGCUACUUGUUUCUUUUAUUUUGGUUCGUACUAUUGUAUAGUUUACAAGAUGUUCCUUUUGACUGUGUAAAAAAUGGACCAGCAAUUCUCAUUGUCCUGGAACAAUUUCCAUGGGAACCUUACAAAAGGUUUCGCUGGAUUAUUAGGUAACGGUGAAUUCGUAGAUGUAACUAUUGCUGUAGACGGACAUUUAUUACAGGCCCAUAAAGUAAUACUGUCAAUAUGUUCACCUUACUUCAAGAAAAUGUUCCAAUUGAAUCCAUGUCAACAUCCUAUUGUGGUUCUAAGAGAUGUUUCCCACAAAGCUAUGAAAGAUCUACUUCAGUUCAUGUAUCAUGGAGAAGUGAGUGUAAAACGAGAAGAUCUCACUAGUUUCAUAGGUACAGCAGAAGUGCUACAAAUAAAAGGAUUAACGAACAAAGAGACUGAUGAAGAAGAUAAUGAAAAAGAACAAGAUCUGUCAAAGCAUAGUGUAGAAUAUCAAAAUGGCAUUUCAGAAGGAGAAUCUUGUAAUACAGAUCCUGUAGAAAAUGCUUCAACAAUGAUAGAGGAAAUAAAACAUAACAAUGACAUAGAUCUCUUAAAACAGCAGCAAUUUAUAGAAAAACUUCAAAGACUUAGUAAUCUUAAAAGAAAAUCAGAAGAAUUGUUACAGAAAAGUUACUUUUCAGAGAUGUUAAAUUCAGAAAAAAAAAUUAAACUCAAUGAAAAUCUUUUUUGCAAGCAGAAUAAUCCUGUGUUGCAUAGCUAUGACAAUUACAAAAGUAUUUAUGAAGAUAAACUGGUGCAUAAUUCAUCUUCAUUCAAAACCCAUUCAAAUGUUGGUAAUAUUGAUAAAGAUAUAAAUGAUAAAUCUACAGAGCAGACUUUAUCAGAAAAUAACUUGGAGUUAAAGACAGAAUGUGAUGACAUGGAUAUCAUAGUAACAGACCCUGCUAUAUGCACUACUCCUAAGUCUUAUGAUGGUAAUAAUGAUGGAAAGAAAGAAUUAUCUAUGGCUCUAGAGUACCAGUCACCACAAGACAGUGCACUUUCUCUUGUUGUGAAUGGUUCGAACGAGAGUCUGCAAUUGCCUGUUCGCUACAAGUAUAUUUAUAGUAGAAAAGGUCAUAAACAGUUAGUGCAUAUGAACUUCGUUUACACAAAGCACUCGACAACCCACGGCAAGACAUCCUGGAGGUGUGUUCAAUAUUUUUCACUCAACCGGUGUCCGGCGACCGUAGAAACUAUUGAUGCAAUGAUUUAUGCAGUGAAUCAUCAACACAACCAUGAAGAUUGCUACGAGAAACUCGUAAGAAACAACAUUUAUGAAAUGAACAUGUCCCCCAAGUGAAUUGUAAGAUUAUUUAUAAAAUGUAAAGUUCCUAUAUUUAUUUUUAAUAUGAAAUUCCGGUUAAUAAGACUAAUAUUAUGUACAUAUUCUUGAAAUAUUAUAUUUUAAUUAUCAUUUGUAAUGAUCUAGUCGAUGCAUAGCGUCACUCUAUUCACAAGCCUAAUAGUAAAGGAGCUUGUGACAAAAAUUUGUAAGAAUUUCAUAACGCUUAAUGCAAACAGUACGCGUAAACUUACUCAGUACACAGUGCAGCGACAGCGCCGCCGUUACAAAACUUGCAUAUUUUUGUCACGAGCUCUCGCUUCUACAAUAAAAAACUUUAUGUAAAUGAAAUUUGACAUUUAUUAUAAAUAACUGUAUUAUUUACAUUUUAACAAGUUGUUAUGUACAAUUCAUAUUUUUAAAUGUUUUGUUGGAGUAUCUGUUUUUGCAGCAAGCAUAGCAGCCAUUCUCUUUCUGGGUCUAUGUUUUUUACUGAAUCCUAUUCCUGAAAGAUGAAAUUUAUUUAUAUUCAUACAUAAUAUACUACUGAUAUUUGAUGAUGUUUUAAAUCAGCUUUAUUCCAAUUGAAUUGAACUGUAAAUUGUCUGAAAAUUACUUAAUAUCCAUUCAUUAAAGUGAGAAAAGACAAGAAUUCUCCACUUUUAUUGAAAUCCUUAUUCCAUUAAUUAAAGGUUAUUUUUCAAAUAUGUAAAAAAUAAUCAAUUUUUUUUAAAUAUGCUAUUAAGUGGUUAAAAUCGACGCCACUUUGAUUUCGAUUUCCGUCGCUACAACAAUAUAAAAGGUAAAAAUAUCACCCUUAAACUGUUCAUAAGGAAUAUUUCUUUGGUGUUACGUUACGAAAAUAUAAAAUUAUUUAUAAUUUUCCAGAUUGAACAAAUGAAACAUUACCUUUAAAAUCAUCUUGAUAUUGCCAUGCUAUAUGCCAUAUUAUUGCAAAUUGUUAAUUAUCGAGGGUGGGAACACCCAUAAAAGAUUUUUCCCUCAGGGUAAAAUUAGUUUUGUAUUAACUUUUCUAUUAUACUUUUUUAUUUAUUUCUAUUAACUUUAUAUAACUUUUCUAUUCUAAGUUCGGAAACUAUCUGCAUAAUUAGUAUUAUUAUAGAGACUACUUAUUUAUAAAUAUAAUCACUUACGAAUAUC